Molecule: messenger RNA, 2335 nt
Organism: Vavraia culicis subsp. floridensis
Lineage: Eukaryota; Fungi; Microsporidia; Pleistophoridae
Exons: 1
Coding region: 1-2049 (682 amino acids)
Cellular component (GO): nucleus; MCM complex
Molecular function (GO): ATP binding; single-stranded DNA binding; single-stranded DNA helicase activity
Source: RefSeq, a predicted model, not a curated record
AUGGGCACAACUGAGUCAUGGUCGCUUUACUUCAACCAGGACGAAUACACACACUUCAACCAGAACGUAGAAAUGAUAGAAAGCAUGCAAUCAAAGAUAAAACAAUGCAAACAUAGGAUCGAUGUGGAAGGCGUUGCCCAAACGAAAAUAUUCGAAAUAGAAUACGCAGCAUUUGUAGAUUUUUCUGGCGAAAAACAGAUCAAGGAAAAUGCGGAGAACUGCAUCAAAUGUAUGGCCGUCGUUAUUUCGGACAUUCUUCUCGUGUGCAGGAAAAGGUUAACAAAGAUCACGGUCAGAAUAAAAAAUUACGGCGAGUUGAUGCCAUUUGCAUAUGUCAAGAGUGAAAACAUUUACAGUCUUGUAAAAAUAGAGGGCACGGUUUGCCGAAUCGGUCCGAAGAAAAUUGAAGUGUCCAAGCUGGUAUUUGAGUGCGAUAAGUGCGAAGAGAUCAUAACCAUCUGCACCAGUGAAUAUAAGUAUCCCUCGAAAUGCCUAGGUAACUGCAAAUCCAAGUUUUUUAGGCUACUCAAAGACUCUACAGCAAUACGUGAUUACCAGGUUAUCAAGCUGCAGGAACUGACAUCAAAUAUAGAAUUGGACGCGCAAAAAAUGAUUGACUGUGUAUUAUAUGAUGAUCUGGUCGGCACAUUGGUUCCUGGAGAUGUGAUUCAGGUGGUGGGCGUGAUAAAGACACAGCUGGAGAAUGAAGCCAUGUACAAGCUGGUAAUAGAGGUAAACAGCCUGGCUCAUCUGAAGAACAAAGUGACGCCCUUCAAUUUUAACUAUGAAGAGCCUGAUUUCAGCAAAUUUAUAGAAAUUGCAAAGUCGACGAACAUAAUUUCGUCAUUUAUCAAAUCUUUGUUCCCUGAAAUAUACGGGAAUGAAUUGAUCUUGUUCGGUAUUCUUCUAUCGUUGUUUAGAGGAACCAUUAAGUACUGCGGUGAGAGUGUUAUACGGCCUGAUAUACACAUUCUCAUUGUAGGAGAUCCUGGCUUGGGCAAGAGCAAAAUGCUUCUUAACGCAUGCUCAUUGUUACCGAAAAGCACAUUUGUGUGCGGAAAUUUCACGACGACUGCUGGACUCACGGUGUCCUUGACGCACGAUCCCGUGUCAAAUGACUACGUGGCUGACGCAGGAGCCCUGGUCAUUUCGGACAACGGUCUCUGCUGUAUCGAUGAAUUCGAUAAAUUAGAGAAUCCCACCUCCUUGCUUGAGGUGAUGGAGGAUCAGAUGGUAUCGGUUGCCAAGGGCGGGGUUGUAUGCAAAGUCCCAGCACGAACCACCAUAAUAGCGGCUGCAAAUCCCAAGUUUGGACACUAUGAUGUGAGUAAAAAGAUAAAGGAAAACAUUAAAUUCAAAGAACAAGUUAUUUCGAGGUUUGACUUGGUCUACUUGCUGCUGGAGAAUGUGAACGAAGAAUACAACGUGAGUGAAAACAUCAUUAAAAAAUUCAGAAGGAACAAGGGCACAAUCGAAGAAAGCCAGAAGAACAGGGAGAAUGCUGUUUGUACAAAAACCAAAGACAAUCUAAUAGAUUUAAUACGGAACGACAAUUUGAGUCAUCUGUUGAAGGCGGGUCCAACAAUUUAUGAGCAAGAAUUGUUGAAGAAAUACGUUCUCUAUGCACGAAACGUGGUGAACCCCGUCCUUACAACCGAGGCGAAAAGCAAGUUGCAAAACUAUUACUUGAAACUACGAAAGAACGAAAAUAUUACUAUAAGAGAUCUGGAGUCGUUGAUGAGACUGACAGAGGCAAAGGCAAAGAUGGAGCUGCGCAAUAUAGCAAGCAAAAGGGAUGCUGAGAUAAUUAUACAGUUGUAUGAGAAAACAUUGUUUAAAGAACGCGAAAAAACGUUCAAAAAGACUGAUCUGCUCGAGUAUUUGAAAGAGAUGAGCACCCGAGGACAAAACGUAUUUUCUACAGAAGAACUCAAUUCGUUUGUAGAAAAACUCGGACUAAAAAAACCAGCAGAACAAAUAAUUAGCAACAUGAACAACCAGGGAUAUCUAAUAAAGAAGGGAAGAAACCGGUAUGAAUUCAGGUAUUGACUGUCGCGUUUGUUUGCUUCUCUUUUUACGUUAAACCAGCAUUGUAUCAUGCCUUCUUCAUUCUUCUGGUGUUGCCCACGCUUUGAUAGGUGUUAAAAAAAAAAUUUCUGGUCGAGAAUUGUGUUUCAUUUCCAUAUUUUGAUGGGCAUUUUUUACGUCCCUUCCACGUACCAUUUUUUAACCAUCGGCAGGUCAGGCCACAGAUUGCAAAUUAAUGAUAAGUGGAGAUAACAAUGUAAAAAUUGUGAGAGUUUCAAUAAAUAAUUAAAUAUUUAUUCAUGCAUUG